Molecule: messenger RNA, 2573 nt
Organism: Ectocarpus sp. CCAP 1310/34
Lineage: Eukaryota; Phaeophyceae; Ectocarpales; Ectocarpaceae
Source: the annotation of a GenBank genome assembly
GUAUUUUGGUCUUAACAUGUCACAGCCUUUGGCCCCGCACUUGUCACUGCUGGUGUGGUGUGGUAGGUGUGUGCGGCGGCCAUGAUUGAUGGUGGGGACAGCGGGAGCGAGGGCGAGGAAGUGCUUGAGGUGGACUGGGUAUCUCUCGAGACCAACCUGUCCGCGGAAACGCUGGAGAGUUUGCGACAGCACCUCCAACACCAGGAUGGUGCGACCGUCGCAGCACCCUCAAGCGCUGAAGAGCGAGCAGCGGAGGCAGAACCAGUGUCAGCAGCCGAUGGGAGUAGUAGAAGUGGCGGCGGUAGCACUAGCCCAACGAGAAAUGCGGGUUUGGUAGCACUGCCCGCGUCCAACUUGGUGUACAAGGCAAAGGAGUACUGGGACAGCCGCUUCUCCGAGGAGGAAUCGUACGAUUGGCUAGCGAGCUACGCCGACAUCGCGGAGCACUUGCACGAAGCGGUGCCGAGGGAUGCCCGAGUACUCGUCGUUGGCUGCGGCAACAGCGGCCUCAGCGCGGACAUGUACGAUGACGGAUACAGGCGAGUGGAUAUGGUCAGCACGGACUUCUCGGCGGUGGUGAUAGACAAGAUGCGGGCGAAGCACCUCGCGGCCCGCCCCGGGCUGCGGUGGGAAAAGAUGGACAUGCUCGCCCUGGCGGCAGAGGACGCGAGUUUUGACGCCGUCGUUGACAAGGCGGCAAUGGACGCCUUAAUGGUCGAUAAGGGUGACCCUUGGAGUCCGGACAGAGCCACAAUCGAGCAAUCCCACCGCAUGUGCGCGGAGGUCUCCAGGGUGCUCGUGUCCGGAGGCGUUUUCGUGCAGCUUUCGUUCGAGCAGGUCCACUUUCGGAGGAAGUUUCUUCUGGGCGAGCAUCCCGCCGCUGCCGGUCUUCUUGACGCAAGACGGCAGGGCGAAGACGAGGGGCACAGCAAUGAUGGCGAGGGGGGGGGUCCCUAUGGCUGGGACUUGCAGGUGCACGACAUCCAGAGAGAGGGGGGGUGUUUCGGGCAGUUCUUGUACCUCUUGAGGAAGCGAUGAGGGGCGGGGGACGGUGACAAACUGCGGGGUGUGUCUCUCGAAUUAACCACGAGUAACGACGUGGUUUGGUGUGUAGACACUUAGGCGUGCCGAUUUAAGAACAAUGGGAGACAGCGUUGCCAGGUGCGGUGGCGCUGCUGGUGCUGCUGUAGAAAUUGCGUGCCGUCGUGGUGCGGCGCGGCACCGCAGCUUGCACGUGAAAGCGAGCCCCACCCGGUCUGUCGUUUAGGCCCGGAAAGCGAGAACAACGUGUUAGCGAAUGGAGUGGAUUCGUCUCUGUUUGAUGUGGUGGUAAGAUUUGCCCCGCCGCAAGGCGCCGAGUCAAGCGUCGUACCGUAUACGACACAAGAUAACACACCCCGGUGCUAUCUAGCAUUUCGAUUUAAAAAUGGAGUUACGGGGUGUGUUCAUGAACCCUCCUAGUACCCAGUCCCUCUGCCAAAAAAGAUGCCUUAAAAAUGUUUGUCAGCGAUUGGUCAAGGGGCUACAGUCCCUCCAAAGAUCUGAGCUCCGCCGGACAAAGGGCGACUUGGCUUCGGUAUGAAAAGUGUCCUCAAAACAUACUGAAGCCAAGUCAGCAAAUCUUUUCAGCACCAUGCGAUGUAUAGUUUUACAACCCAGGGGGCACGCGGGUUGGGAGAUGCGUACAGCAAGUCAGAGGCCCAGGAGAGGCACCACACAGCAUGUCACACAGCGUACCACCUCAGCCAAGCAUGAUAGACCAAGGGUUCUCACGUGCGUCGCACACAGCGGAGCCUAUGGUGACUACAGUGCGGGUAAUAGGCGUUUUGAGUGCUGUGUCCCAAAGUGUCCCCAUUUGGGCUUCCAGAACUAGGAGGAUUAAUCUUGUGCCGUGUAUGAUACGGUAUGCGGUAAACCAUGCACGGACCCCCGGUGACGCGGUGUUGGCCAAGAUUUGUUUGACGCAGUAUGGUGUGAAUAGCCCAGCCUUACGUGGGUUUCCCCUUUUUCGAAUUAGGCUUGGGGAGGAACAAUGCAUUGAAAUUGAGAGUGUCCGCGGUUCAUUCCCGUAGAUAUAUAUGCGGAACACCUUGACGUGUGAGCUGGUAGAAAUCGCGUAGUGCGUGAUGCGGAGAAAGUCGAGUGAGUGUGGAUACCGAUUAGUCUCGAAGGGGUUCCGGGAUUGACGUUUAGCAGGCCCUCAUAAGUGCAAGUCCAGAUUCUACAAGGCAAACACUUAUUCCUGAGUGUUGCGUGCUGUUUAAGGAUGUCAUUGGGUAAGCUUUGGCUUGACAAAGACCAGGAGUGUUAAUCAUGUUCUACGCGUUACCGAACUCCAAGGUCUUGAAUAAUGAAGUACGCGGCCCAUCAUUAGAUCGAUUAAGGAGUGCCUUAGAGCUGGCGGUUUCGGCCCAUGUUCCUCCGUUUAACUGCUGCUGGUAUGGCGUACUUACUUGUGGACACACACCGUUUCGCCUCAAGUAUCAUGAGUUUGUUGCUUCAUACACAUGUUGCAUAGUGUCUGGUUUUCGAGAAACCGCCGCGACGUGUGAUACCGUUGCUACAACCGAGCG